This is a messenger RNA of Pelagomonas calceolata, 1435 nucleotides long. Lineage: Eukaryota; Pelagophyceae; Pelagomonadales; Pelagomonadaceae. The record is from the annotation of a GenBank genome assembly.
CUGAGCUUUUGGCGGGCGUGCGCCAGCGCUCGCAGCGCUCGAAAUAAAUUGUCCGCGCGCCGUCUGCACAGCAAUCGAGCACAUGCUCACGGCUGGAUGAUGCGCUACGUGCUACUUUUCACGUGCUGCCAUGCGGUGCAGUACAAAGUCACCUUCAAGAGGGUCAGCGCCUUCGCGAAGCCGGGCACCGCAGUGCGAGGAGACGUGGACGACGCGACGUGCCCGUACCGCUUCGACCUCUACGCGGGCGGGCGGUCGCGCAAGGCCGGCGAGCGCGAGCGGUCGUCUAUCAUUGUUUCGACGGAGAGGGCCGUCGACGCGACGUGGACGCUGCGACUCAUUGGCGAGAAGGUGGCCGUCGAGGCCGACGGCGGCUGCCGCUUCACGGCGAAGAAUCGGGAGAGCAAGGGCGUGCCGUUCGUAACUCCAGAAAUAUUGCCUCGGUUUGUAGAUGAAGACGGCACCGUAUGUUGCGAAUGCGACGUCACCGAGUGGCCACCGACCGAAGCAGUGUCCUGGCCAGACGCGCUCCCCGCGGCCGACGUCCGGCCGAAGCGGGAGUUGCACGCGGGCGCGACGUUUGUACCCAUCUGGCGGGACCUGAAGCAGCGCGCCAACCUCGGAGAGAAGGGCUGCUACGGCGGCGUAGACUACGUCGUCGAGCGCGUCUCGGUGGAUGGCGAGGCCGCCUUCGAGGCAGCACCGGGCGCGAUCCUGACGGUGCGGCCGGCGUAUCCACUGGUGAGGCGCCUGGAACGGGUCUGGCCCGUGGACGUCCGCGAGGACGAGAUCCCGGUCGCGCUGUCGUCGGCGGACUACACGGCGUUAACGGGUGUAGGCUUCGCGGGCGUCGCGGCUGCUUGGCUGGCGAUCGCAGGUUUUCUUGCAACUCAAGUUGGCGGGCUCGUCGAGGUACCGACGCUGUCCAUGACGCCUACGAUCGAGCCGGGCGACACGCUCGUCGUGGAACGCGUGACUCCUCGAUUCAGGUCGCCGGCGGUCGGCGAUGUGGUCGUGUUUGACGCGCCCGCCGCGUUGAAACGCGUCAGCGGCAAUAGCAAGGCGCAACUGUACGUGAAACGCGUCGCGGCGGUCGCCGGCGACCGCGUCCGCGUCGACGACGACGGCGGCGUCUCGGUGAACGGCGCGCCGCGGCGGAGUCCGGCCGGCGACCGCGUUUGCGAUCUCCCGGAGGCGCGCGCCGAGCUCAAACGAGUCCUCGGCGACGCGCGACGGUCAAAGAUCGCCGUCGAGGAGCUCUCGGUUCCCCGUGGCUCGGUCUACGUCCUCGGCGACUGCGCGGACGUGUCCGUCGACUCGCGGGUCUGGGGGCCGCUCCGCACGUCGGAGAUCCGCGCCCGUCCGCUCAACACGCUCAAGGGGAGAAGGUAGCUAAGUUAGGUGUGAAAUGUACUCGGCGGCCCGUACGAAAUCG